Messenger RNA from Cotesia congregata, 303 nucleotides. The record is from the annotation of a GenBank genome assembly. NCBI's taxonomy places the organism in Eukaryota, Metazoa, Arthropoda, Insecta, Hymenoptera, Braconidae.
AUGCCUCCUUGUUAUUAUUCUCCAGCUGGUGUAUGUACUUACCAGUUACGUAUUUCUCGUCACCAACUUUGCUGCAAUACGAGUGGGCAAGCGGGCAGGUACGUAGCAGCCACGUCAAAACUCCAGUGGCUUCGUCACUGGUUGGAAAGACCACGAUCUCCAAUACAAGCGUCACCAUCAAAAUGGCGCCUGCCCGUUCCAAGACCUCUGCAAUUAUAUCAAGAGCUUCACUUGCAGAUAGAUGGACAAUAUGACAAUGGUUUCAACAUACUUGUAUUUUUUACAAAGAGAAGCAACAUCUGA